Molecule: messenger RNA, 3816 nt
Organism: Larimichthys crocea (large yellow croaker)
Lineage: Eukaryota; Metazoa; Chordata; Actinopteri; Sciaenidae
Product: protein tyrosine phosphatase domain-containing protein 1
Exons: 13
Coding region: 1164-3026 (620 amino acids)
Biological process (GO): cilium assembly; protein dephosphorylation
Molecular function (GO): protein tyrosine phosphatase activity
Source: RefSeq, a predicted model, not a curated record
AACACUUCCUAAAACAUCUAGUAAAAAAAAAAGUGGUCAUACAGCUCUCUUAGAGAUAAAAACUGUGGACUGUUGAAAACAAUACAUAUAAAAUACAUCGGAGCUACAUUUGAGUGAGGCCUACAUGACCUGCACUAUAUGGUUCUGUGUGUUUGUGCCACAUGUUAAGUUCAGUAAAUGGUUGUUUAAAUGAUUUGUAGCAGUUUGCAUGAAAGUUGAGGUGAAAGUAGACAGUAAACAGAGCAUCAUAAAAGAUGAUUUUUAAUUACUGAUUAAAUAUUUUGCCAUUUAGGUAUACGUUAAAACAUAAACAUUAAGACAUGGUGAAAACAAAUGCGUGUUAAAUGUUAGGAACCAGGUUAGCGAAUAUAAUUUCCAGAAGAGUUAAGUGAGUUAUAUAUAUCCUUGAUAAUGGAACAUUUUAUAAGGGGAGAAGGCUUAUUUCAUCUCUAUCAACAUCAUGCUGUUCCCCUUGCUGUACUGCAGGGGGUGAUGUGUCCAGAGCUACUCCAGCAGAUAUGGGGUGACAACGGCACAAAUCCUGUGAUGUCAUACUACUUAAGACGAAGACAUGGUGAAAUAAAUUCCAUAGAUUUUAUGAUUUUUAAAUUGUUUUCAACAACAACUUAGCGUUGUCAUUACACAAUACAUUUAAAUCUAUUUAAAUCAGAUAGUUGGUAAGUGGUGAGAGAGUUGUGCUGUAGUGUUUGGAUAUACCACCAAGAUAAAUGAACAUCUUAUUGUCCUUUCAGAGUAAACACAGACCCCAUUAAUGCUUGUUACCAGUACUGAGAUCAAUAAUUCAUAUUUUCUCAGUGUCACAAUUUCAGUAAAAUCACAUGAAGCUUUAGCUGGUGCCAGUUAAUUAGGACUUCCAUACGCAGUGUUUAUAGGUGAAGUUAUAAGCACUAUAUAAUUGGCUUGCUAUAAUGUGUGAAUGUCUGUUCUAAUGUAUUUAUGACAGCUAAUCAGGCUUAGCGAAGCUGGGUCAGCACACAGUUGUGUGUGUGUGUGUGUAUGUAUGUAUGUGUGUGUAUCUGUAAGCAGCAGGGUUGAUCAGCAUAGAGGAGCACAUGUGUGUUCUGCUGCUUUCCCUUUCUCGUAAACUCUGGAAAUACAUUCAAUGGGAUUAACAGCUUCACCGUUCAACAUAAUCAACUAAGAUGAUGCCGACAUUGACCUCACACUUACCGGUACCAAGGCCUUCCUACACCCAGGCCAGGGAGAACCUAGUGAAGGCGAUCCCACCUAAGCUCCUCUGCCUGCUCGCCUGUGGAGGAAUAGACUGUCGCUAUGAAGGACCAGAGUGCUGGAAAUUAAAUCAACAGGUCAUUCGAGGCCUUUUCUCCUCCUGGGUAACCGAUGACAUUAUUGCCAUGGCACGACCAUCUAAUCAUCUAAUUGAGAAAUACAACAUCAUAGAACAAUUUCGAAGGUUGAACGUCAAAUCGGUCAUCAACAUGCAGCUUCCAGGAGAGCAUGCUCAUUGUGGACCGGCCCUAGACCCUGAAAGUGGUUUCACAUACUCUCCACAGAUCUUUAUGGAGAAUGACAUUUACUUUUACAACUUUGGGAUGCCAGAUUUUGGUGUGUCCUCUCUCGGUCGUAUAAUUGAUGGGGUGAAGGUUUUGGCCUUUGCAGUGAGGGAAGGAAGAGUGGCUAUACACUGCCAUGCAGGCCUGGGCAGGACAGGGGUGCUGAUUGCCUGUUACUUGAUCUACACGUUGCGCAUCAGCCCCAGUGAGGCUGUCCACUACGUGCGGAUUAAACGGCCUCGUUCUAUCCAAACCCGAUCACAGAUCAGCCAGGUGUUUGACUUUGCUCGACUGCUUGGUACACAGCUGGUCCAAUACCCAGACCUCAGCCUGCGGCAUGGAACUCCUUUCACGUUGCAGCACUACCUAAACCGGCAGGCACUACUACUGCAUGGCCAGGAGGCACGCACCCUCAGACAUACACCUAAGGUGGUAUACCUCCUGUGUGUGCGUCUCUCCUGCUUAGCUCUGGGUCUCCCUGCUCCACCAGAGGUCAUCGCUGAGCUGGAUAAGAGGUCAGCACUGAAGACCCUGAGCAGGACUGUGAGGGAGACCCUGGUGGCUAAACAGUACUUGCCCUUAAUGAGGGAUAGUUACAAGAGCUCGUGGGGGGACUCUGGGUCAGUAUCCUCCUGGGACGAGCCACUGGGAUUCUUGGAAAGGAAGAGAGACGUGCUGCUGGACAAACGCAGCUAUAGCGACUCUGACCUCAGCAAGAUCAUAGAUCUGGAGUUGAGUCCAUACUGCACCUCAGCACUUGGAAAUGAGAGACACUGGUGUGUGCAGGAUCUGAUACGACCCAAUCUGAGACCAGUUAGCCCAAUCCUUGCCACACUUUCACCAGACUACCACACAACCGAAAAGGAAUCAAUAUCUAACACGGGAACAAGCAACAACUGUGCUAAAAGGUCUAAGUGCACAAGUAAAAAGGCACUUUCCAAAUACAGCUCCAACACUGAGUUGUGCAGAAAUCCAAAUAAUCCAGGCCCAACCUCAGUCGCCCGUGCUGUAGCUAAGGCAAUGUCAGACCAAGGUCCUCCAGAAGAGACCAUUCUGCAAAGAUCGGCUCUGCUGCAGGAGGAACUAAACAGUAGUGACUGUGGCUGGGCUCUGCUGGUCACCGAGUCAGAUCCCCAUGUUCUCAGCUGUUUGUUAUGGACCUGGCUGGACAAGUUAAGGGACCCCGUUCUGAGUCCAGAGGAUCUAGACAGGUUCAGUUGGGCAAACAACAGGAAACCUCUCAAUGUGCUCAAGAAGCCACAGAGACACACCAUCUAUUGUCUACUGAGCUGUGUGAGCACGGUGACCAGCCUGUGUCCACACAGAGAGGAUGCAGUGCUGCAACGACUGAUGCGGUCACUUACAAGGCGCCCCCAAGAGGAAAUGGGAAGCCUUGCAACUUUAAUGAAAGUCAUGAGGGCGAGUUUGAGAGAAACCCUCCACAACUACAGAUACCUCAGGAGGGCCUGCAGCACCAAUGCUACACUUUGAAGAGCAGAGUCCAUAUCAGAGAAGAAAAGUGACAGAGCAGUUUGAUUUUUAAAGUUUGGUGGUAAUUCACCUGAUUGAGGUUAAAUCAAGAAGUGUAAUGGCCCUUUUUGCAGAAGAUAUUAACAUGUCACAGUAGGAAAAGCGAAUAAUAGACUAAAUAAAGGCUAAAUUUCAUUUAACUGCUUUGGUUUCAGGGUCCUGUCAUACUAUGAUGGCUUCCUGGAACAUUUAAACAGAACCAGAGCCAUGUGUGCUUCAGUGCUUUUCCUACUAUGACAAGUCUUUUUGGAGCCCUUGGUGAGAUUUGGCCUUGGGCAAGUCCACCUUCACAUCUUAUUGUGACCACCCAAUUAUAUCUUUCACUUUACAAAAUAUCACAAGUACCUAUUGGACAUGGAUUCAACAUCAACAGUCUCUCUAUAUAUUUUUUGUUAUAUCAAAUAAAUUGCCAAUCAUUUAACAAGAACUAUGAUCUUCUUAUUCCUGUCUCAGCCUAAGCUGAGUUGCUCUGGUUCAAACUGUUCUCUCUAAAUGUUGUCUCUAAAUGUUUUUGUGGUUUUUGCUUACAGAGGGUAAUAAAUGCAUGAACAUUUAGAAUAUAGUAAGUUUUGAGUGAAGAUUUUUACAUUUUCAGGCAUUUAUUGCUCUUCAUGAACAGCUAGUACAAAGAACAUCCCUCACCACCUCAUAUUUGAACAUGGAUGUAUCCUUGAAAGCACAAUUCAAUAGACAGUCCUGCAUAUUGUACUGGAUCAGUGGUUAAACUUGAAAUAAAACCCAUAAAUUAGAA